This is a messenger RNA of Prorocentrum cordatum, 2880 nucleotides long. NCBI's taxonomy places the organism in Eukaryota, Dinophyceae, Prorocentrales, Prorocentraceae. The record is from the annotation of a GenBank genome assembly.
UUUCGGCGCCCUGGCGCGCGCGCGCCAGGGGGCGCCCGUGGCCCCCGGGGCGGCCGCGCCCAUACGGGGGCGGCCGCAGCGCCACGUGCUGGCCAUGGUGCCGCCCACCCCCCUGCGCCCGGUCUGCCAGUGGUCGGACGCGGAGCUCUCCCAGCUCGUGCGGGGCGCCCUGCGGGGCGAGGCCGAGGCCCCGCCGCCCUGCGCGGCGGAGCAGUCGCUGCUGCUGGAGGACGGCAGGUCCGGCUUCGUCGAGCUCUCCCAGCUCUCGAAGGGUGCGCGCUACGGCCCCUUCAUGUACGUGGGCCAGGGUGGGGGCACCCACGUGGCGGAGCCCACGUUCAAGUAUGUCGGCCACGGGGCCGGCGACUUCCACGUCCCCGAGCCCACGCCUCGGACCUACUGGUGGCUGUGCUACCCGGCGUGCUGCCUCUUGUGCUGCUGCGUCUUGCUGCCGUUGCUCCUGGCACUGGUCCUGAGGCGCCCUCAGCCUCCGGCUCCUCCAGCCGACACCCUCGCGCCGGGGGGCAUCGUCUGCGAGCAGGCCUUCGACACCGCGGCCCAACGGUUCCUCGCGCCCGACAUCACGCUGGCGCAGAUCCACUUCUGCUGCGACCACUUCGACAUCGGCUGCUCGCUCGGCACCACGGCAGGGACGACGGUGACGGUCCCAGUCGUGACGGUCCCAGUCGCAACGGUGACCACGACCGACGGCGACGACGGAGGCUUCUCCUGCGUCACGGCAGGCGAGAACGUGGCGGACACGUGGUCGGAGGCGAAGAAGAAAUUCUGCUGUCGGAACGCGGGCGUGGGCUGCCUCACCCCGCCACGGGUGGUGGAGUUCGACUGCGACGCGGGCCUGCCGAAGUGGGACACGGGAUGGUCCCCCAUGAAGAAGGACUUCUGCUGCCGGACCGCGGCUCCAGUAGGGUGCCCGGGGUUCACGCUCUCCACGUCGACCACAACCAGGGUCUCCAGCUCCGCACAGGAGGUCACCGCGCCUGUCGGCGUCGUUGCGCCCCUGUCCACAUCUGCCGCACCGAAGGCCUCACCAGGGGUCGCAACCGAGGAUCCAGGCGUCCAGUGCAUGGACUUCGCCAACUGGCCCUUCAAGGACGGGAGGCCGACUGCGGAGCCUGCAAACACCUGGUGUACCUCGACAGGUUCACCACCUGCCAAGAGUACUGCGAGAGUUUCGGGCAGCAGUGCUUCUACGCCGCCGAGGACGUGAACGGGCCAGCGGGGCAGACGGAGUGCAAAGUCUUGACCGAAGUCACGUGCGCUGACAACAUCAAGGCCCUGCAGGUGAGCUCGAACGACAUGAUCUGUGGCUGCAAGAGGCCUGAGCCCACUCCCGUGCCCUCCACGACUGUCCAGCCGCCCACGACCUCGUCGCCGCCCACGACCACGCCGCCGCCCACGACCGUGUCGCCACCAGGUGCUCCGGCGACGCCUCCGCUGACACCUCCGCCUCUGCCGCCCGUCGCCACGCUGACGCCUCCGCCCGACGCAGCGGCGCCCCUGCCCGCGGCUCCUGUGGCGCCCGCCGCCUCGGCCCCGCCCGCACUGGGCGCCCCUGGUGCGCCUGCCGCCCCGGUCGCGGCGGCGCCGGCGAGCUGCAAGGCCUACGGCGAGUGGCCAGGCCUCGAAGGGAACGCGGACUGCGGCCAGUGCAGGCACCAGGUUGUUGUCUCCGACUUCCGGAGCUGUGGGGAGUACUGCGAGAGCUUCGGCCAUCAGUGCUUCUUCGCCGGAGCGAACUUGGGAGGGGAGCUGGACUGCCAGGCCCUGUACACGAUGGACUGCGACUUCGACACCCGGAGCGUGCAGGGCGGCCCGCACGGCGUGGUCUGCGGCUGCGCCUCCCUGGGACCGCCGCCUGCCCCGGAGCAGCCCCCCGCGACGCCUGCGCCCCCGGCGCCGCAGGAGGUGGCCUGCCUGCCGGUGGCCCAGUGGCCUGACAGAGACGGGGAGGUCUCCUGCGGGGCCUAGGAGCUGGUAUCGACCCAUGCGUUCAAGGGUUGCGGCCCGUACUGCGGCAGCUUCGGGCAGGACUGCUUCUACGCGGCAGCGGGCUCUGCGGGUCCGGAUUCGGUGCACGGCGGGACGUGCCAGGUCUCCAGCGAGGCGGCCUGCGGGGACGACCUGAGCGCGCUGACCGCGAGCACCGGCGACAUGAUCUGCGGCUGCAGGAGAGCCCCGCCGCGGUGGGCGAGGUCGCGGUGCCCGUGCCCGCCGCGCCCGAGACUCCGCCGCCGACGCUGGGGGCGGGCGAGCUGCUCGCGCCGAGUCCCGACGAGGCUCCGGCGCCCGCGCCUGGGGCGGUGGGGUCCCCGGCGCCGACGCCGAGCAGCUGACGAGGGCGCCGGCCGUUCGCUCGCCCGUCCUCGCCUCGUGCAGGCCUCGGGACAGCUUCUGCGACGAACCCCGAGAGCGCCGGGGAGCGCUCGCGAGUUGAGGGCAAUCGAGGACCAGUGGGCACUCUACUCGGUGACUCGCGGCACGGUCGUGAAUGAGGACGUAGCCACCCCACGCAAUUUCUAUCGUUAGGAAGGCCGCACCGCUGGCGGUGCUGUCUGCCGCGGCCAGGCUGUUUUUUUUUUUUUUUUUUUUGUUUCUCUAGUUCGGUGAUGGCUGUCUGAGCUGGAGGGUCUGGAGCCCUUUUUUGGGAGCCCAGUCCGAACUGGCGCCAUCUUUCUAGAGUGAUCACGCCGCCUUCAAGGGGCCCAGCAGUUCUUUCUCAAGCCACAUUGGCAGUUUCCGAUUGCAGGUGCCAAAGCUUGCCCUUCAGUCUCGAUGCGCUUUCCGCUCGCGCGCUUCAGGCAGCCAUAGCCCCGCCGAGAGCGCAUAUGAGGUUCUUUUUCGCGCCGUGUAUAACAUCGA